Molecule: messenger RNA, 3035 nt
Organism: Tupaia belangeri chinensis (Chinese tree shrew)
Lineage: Eukaryota; Metazoa; Chordata; Mammalia; Scandentia; Tupaiidae
Gene: TEAD3
Product: TEA domain transcription factor 3
Exons: 13
Coding region: 1-1860 (619 amino acids)
Biological process (GO): embryonic organ development; regulation of transcription by RNA polymerase II; hippo signaling
Cellular component (GO): transcription regulator complex
Molecular function (GO): DNA-binding transcription factor activity, RNA polymerase II-specific; RNA polymerase II cis-regulatory region sequence-specific DNA binding
Source: RefSeq, a predicted model, not a curated record
AUGUCCUUCCUGGGGAUCAGAGCCCUCUUUACUCCCACGGCGCCCGCAGCAGGGUUGCAUUGGUUCUUGAGCAGAAAUGAGGGCUGGGGGUCCCUGGUUGUACACCGGGAGAGCAGAGUAGAGUGGGAGCCAGAGGGCCACCUAGAGCUGCAGAAACACUGUCCCCGCUCCUCCAUCCCUGUCCCCUCACCUCCGUCCCUGUCCCCGCACCUCCGUCCCUGUCCCCUCACCUCCGUCCCUGUCCCCUCACCUCCGUCCCUGUCCCCUCACCUCCGUCCCUGUGCCCGCACCGCCGUCCCUGUCCCCGCUCCUCCGUCCCUGUCCCCUCACCUCUGUCCUUGUCCCAGCUCCUCCGUCCCUGUCCCCUCACCUCCAUCCCUGUCCCCGCUCCUCCGUCCAUGUCCCCUCACCUCCGUCCCUGUCCCCGCACCUCUGCCCCUGUCCCCUGCUCGCCAUGCCUGUGGCAGCAGCGUGACUUUGGAACCUUCCCUGCCCAAGCUUUGCGCAGGCUGCCCAGCGGGCUCAGGCCCCGAGCCCAGAGCAACCAGCACAAUAGCGUCCAACAGCUGGAACGCCAGCAGCAGCCCCGGGGAGGCCCGGGAGGAUGGACCCGAGGGCCUGGACAAGGGGCUGGACAACGAUGCGGAGGGCGUGUGGAGCCCGGACAUCGAGCAGAGCUUCCAGGAGGCCCUGGCCAUCUACCCGCCCUGCGGCCGGCGCAAGAUCAUCCUGUCGGACGAGGGCAAGAUGUACGGUCGAAAUGAGCUGAUUGCCCGCUACAUUAAGUUGAGGACGGGGAAGACUCGGACCAGGAAACAGGUGUCCAGCCACAUACAGGUUCUAGCUCGGAAGAAGGUGCGGGAGUACCAGGUUGGCAUCAAGGCUAUGAACCUGGACCAGGUCUCCAAGGACAAAGCCCUCCAGAGCAUGGCGUCCAUGUCCUCUGCCCAGAUCGUCUCCGCCAGCGUCCUGCAGAACAAGUUCAGCCCACCCUCCCCUCUGCCCCAGGCCGUCUUCUCCACUUCCUCACGGUUCUGGAGCAGCCCCCCUCUCCUGGGACAGCAGCCUGGACCCUCUCAGGACAUCAAGCCCUUUGCACAGCCAGCCUACCCCAUCCAGCCGCCCCUGCCACCGACGCUCAGCAGUUAUGAGCCCCUGGCCCCGCUCCCUCCAGCCGCUGCCUCUGUGCCCGUGUGGCAGGACCGCACCAUUGCCUCCUCCCGGCUUCGGCUCCUUGAGUACUCAGCCUUCAUGGAGGUGCAGCGGGACCCUGACACGUACAGCAAACACUUGUUCGUGCACAUCGGCCAGACGAACCCCGCCUUCUCAGACCCGCCCCUGGAGGCGGUCGACGUGCGGCAGAUCUAUGACAAGUUCCCUGAGAAAAAGGGUGGGCUGAAGGAGCUCUAUGAGAAGGGGCCCCCCAAUGCCUUCUUCCUUGUCAAGUUCUGGGCUGACCUCAACAGCACCAUCCAGGAGGGCCCGGGAGCCUUCUAUGGGGUCAGCUCCCAGUACAGCUCUGCUGACAGCAUGACCAUCAGCGUUUCCACCAAGGUGUGCUCUUUUGGCAAGCAGGUGGUGGAGAAGGUGGAGACGGAGUACGCCAGGCUGGAGAACGGGCGCUUCGUGUACCGGAUCCACCGCUCGCCCAUGUGCGAGUACAUGAUCAACUUCAUCCACAAGCUGAAGCACCUGCCCGAGAAGUACAUGAUGAACAGCGUGCUGGAGAACUUCACCAUCCUGCAGGUGGUCACAAGCCGGGACUCCCAGGAGACCCUGCUGGUCAUCGCUUUUGUCUUUGAAGUCUCCACCAGUGAGCACGGGGCCCAGCACCACGUCUACAAGCUGGUCAAAGACUAAGGUGCCCUCUGCCCCUCACAAGGAUGCAGGACGAGCUUCUUUUCCACACGCCUGCCUGGCCUCCCCGCCAGGGGCGUCCAGGAUUGAGGACUCUUCCACCUGCCAGGCCUCAGGCCAGGACCCGGGAGGCCUCCCCACCUCCCCCAGCACACACACUCCCUGUCACUGUUCUGCGCUUUAAUCGUGGGAAGAGGAGGGCUUGGCGUGGGCCAGGCUGUCUGGGGUGCUGACCCACCACCUGGCUCUGCCCAGCCUCCCAUGGCCUUGGAGAGUCAGAGAUGGAAGGCCCGUGUGAGCUCCAGCAUGUGUGGCCACCGGCCGCCAGGGGAGCGAAUGGAUGGGCAGGGGAGGGUAGGAGGGAGGCAGGGAGCUGGCGUGCAAGGACAGUGUCGAGCUGAGCUGGAUUGAGGACAGAGGCCCACGCUUCUCUGCACGCUCUGUGCUGGGCCUCUUGCCAGGCCCCUUGCAUGGCUGUGCCAUCCUCAGACCCUGCACAGCAAGCGUGGAGCUCUAUUUCAGAUGAAGUGCCCAGACUCCCAGCAGUCGAGGGCCCCAUGGGAGGGGUGGGCAGAGCUGGAGCUCCAUCCAGGACUGCCUGUCCCCAGAGCCAGGUUCGCACUACCUCCCUGGAGCGGGGCUGGCCAUCGGGGUUAGGAGGGGUCUGCACUGCUGUGGAGUGGAAUUUCCUUGGUGGCAGCUGGCUUGGAGGCCCGAAGAGCACUCCUCUCCCAGUCCCCCAGUACAGGGCAGUAGGAGGGGAGUGUGUGUCUGUGAGGUACCCACUUGGCACCCUCUAGCAGCCCACAAGCCAGCUGGGUUCCCCCAAAGCCUCCAGGCAGUCCUCCAAGCUGUCCUGGCCCAGUUCUGAUGCCCAAGUCCUCAAUACCCUCCAGGGGCCCAGACUCAGAAAGGAUGCAGGGCCGGGUGGAGGAAGAUAGGUCUCUACCCCUGGGCAGGACAGAAGCCCGGGAGAAGUGGUGGCAGGAGGCUUUGACACUCUCUCUUGCCAAGACUUGGGUUUGAUAAACCCUCAGUGGGCACUGUUUCGAAGGCAGCCCUUCCCCGGCAGCCCCUUCCCAACAUCUAGGCCCUGAGGGCUGGCUCAGCCUGCCCAGGGCCUCCUCUGGGUAUUUAUGAGUGUCACAUGAAGUACUGUGCCCCUUCUCCCCCUACCC